UACGUAUGGGCUAUGCCAACUACCUUUCAUACAAUUCUAUUUCUUGGUAUAUAAAAGUUUAAUAAGAUAAUUAAUUAAAGCAUUAAUAUGGCUCGUAUACCUGACGAAGAAUUAAAAAAGGCAUUUUCCGAAUUACAUGAUAAAUUAAUUGAUACAAAGCAUAAACUGAAAUUAUUGGAUUUACAAAUUGAUAUUCUUCGUCGAUCAAAACAACGUGCUGAAUUAACACAAAUAGAAAUGAGAACACUACCUGCAAAGACAAAAACUUUUGAAACUGUUGGACGAAUGUUUUUAUCUCAAGAUGUAGAUACUAUUAAAACAGAUCUUAAAAAACGUAUGAAGAUGGCAGAUGAAAAAAUAAAGACUCUUGAAAGUAAUAAAUCAUAUUUACAACAAAGUUUAAAAGAAAGUGAAAAUAAUAUAAGAGAAAUGGUUCAGAGGAGACAACAAGAAGCCAAUUAGAAUAAUAAUAAAUAUUAAAUUGGUAUAACUUUUAAGUUGAGAUUCUAAGUAAAUUAAA
Molecule: messenger RNA, 520 nt
Organism: Ceratosolen solmsi marchali
Lineage: Eukaryota; Metazoa; Arthropoda; Insecta; Hymenoptera; Agaonidae
Gene: Pfdn1
Product: prefoldin subunit 1
Exons: 2
Coding region: 88-462 (124 amino acids)
Biological process (GO): protein folding
Cellular component (GO): prefoldin complex; cytoplasm
Molecular function (GO): protein folding chaperone
Source: RefSeq, a predicted model, not a curated record